AGACUGCACUCUGAAUGAGCUCACAUGCUCGCUUGGAAAAAACAAUAGCACAUUCAAAAAUAGAGGAAUGCUUGGGAAUCUUUUAUCCAGUGAUGCCUCCUUCCCAGCCCACAUAUACACACAUAUGUGAUUUGGCUUGUAGAGUCGGCUGGAGUUUGGUUUAACUGCUAACGGUUACUCAUGCAUUGUUGAAUACCUGGGAUUCAGGACAAAACCAAGCCUGUCUGAUGUCUGUCUCUCUCCAUACAGUUCUUAUCUGAGGAGGAACCAGACUGGAUUGGUCAGAUCUGCUAAUCUGUGUGUGUAACCAUGGCGAGGAUACCUUUCCUCUGCUUUGUUGUGCUGAUUUUCUUCUGGGCUGCUACAGCUCUCAGCGUUUCAGUCUUCUACAGCAGCCCAAAGGCUCACAUGCUCCUUCGCUCCAAAAGAGCCAACAGCUUCCUGGAGGAAAUCAAGACAGCAUCACUGGAGCGAGAGUGUAUGGAAGAGGACUGUGACUUCGAAGAGGCCAGAGAGAUCUUUGAGAACAGAGAGCACACGUUGGAGUUCUGGGUGCGGUAUGCAGAAACCACAUCCCUUAACUGCUCGGAGAACAACGGUCACUGUGACCAUGACUGCUACGACAGGAAAGGCAAAACUGGCCGUUUCUGCAGCUGCAUCCAAGGAUACCAACUCCACGAAAACUCCAAGGAGUGCAUUCCCAAAAGUGAAGAUUCAUGUGGACAGAUUUUGAUUGCCAAGUCGACCUACAGUACUAAGCCCAGACCAAUUUUACAGCCAUGGCUUGUUGGUGGUGAAGUUGGCAGAAGAGGAGAGAGUCCCUGGCAGGCUCUUAUACUGAACGCCGGUGGAGAUUUUCACUGUGGUGGCGUCUUGAUUGACGAAAGCUGGGUCCUCACUGCUGCCCACUGUCUUGAGACAAGCCUUCGCUUCAGCGUCAGACUAGGUGACUAUUUUCAAUUAAUGAAAGAAAAAAACGAAGUUACCAUCCCUGUGUCCAAAAUCGUCUCCCAUCCAAAGUACAACCCCGAGACGGCGGACAACGACAUCGCCCUCCUGCGCUUGGUCUCUCCGGUGAAGUUCUCCACCUACAUCCUGCCGGCGUGCCUGCCGAGCCGUAGCCUGGCCGAGCGAGUGCUCCACCUCAACGGAACCCAAACAGUAGUGACCGGCUGGGGCAAACAAAAUGAGACAGCGACCCACUACAGCUCUGCUCUCGGCUUCAUCAACGUCCCCCUGGUGGACCAUGCAGAGUGCGCCCGCCACAUGGUCAACAACCUGACCCAGAACAUGCUGUGCGCCGGGAUAAUAGGGAAGGUCAGGGAUGCCUGUGAGGGAGACAGCGGCGGCCCCAUGAUGACCCAGUACCACAACACAUGGUUCCUCAUAGGCCUCGUGUCGUGGGGCGAGGGAUGCGGCCACACGGACAAACUGGGCAUCUACACCAAAGUCUCCAAUUAUCUGGAGUGGAUAGACAGCGUCCGGAAGGAAGCAACGGGUCCUUGA
Molecule: messenger RNA, 1506 nt
Organism: Pygocentrus nattereri (red-bellied piranha)
Lineage: Eukaryota; Metazoa; Chordata; Actinopteri; Characiformes; Serrasalmidae
Product: vitamin K-dependent protein C-like
Exons: 8
Coding region: 310-1506 (398 amino acids)
Biological process (GO): blood coagulation; proteolysis
Cellular component (GO): extracellular region
Molecular function (GO): calcium ion binding; serine-type endopeptidase activity
Source: RefSeq, a predicted model, not a curated record